AUGCAACUUCGCUGGAUUCUCCCGGCCCUUUUGGCCGUUUUCGGUUCUUGGGCAGCUCCCGCGCCCGUGGAUAGCUUCGAGAAGAGCUUGGAAGAACGAGACGACCUGUCAGCGGCUUCUUCAAAAAUUUAUAUACCCGCAUCGACACUGAAAACGGAUAUCUUGGCUGCCAAAGGCCUCGUCAAUCUUGCUUUUUACCAAAUCACACACCCUUCGGGUGGAAGCUGCAACUUGCUCAAUGCUGCUAUUCGGCGAGAAUGGUCAACCUUGUCCAAAGCAGAACGACGCGAAUAUAUCGAUGCCGAACUUUGCUUGAUGUCCAAGCCAUCCGAAGAUCCCGCCUUCGCAGCCGGCGCAAAGACUCGUUACGAUGACUUUGUUGCCGUUCACAUCAACCAGACGCUAUCCAUUCACGGAACAGCCAACUUCUUGGCCUGGCACCGAUAUUUCACCUGGUCAUUCGAGCAAGCGCUCCGAAAUGAGUGCGGUUAUACUGGCUAUCAACCAUAUUGGAAUUGGGGAAAGUACGCCUUUGACCCUCUUAACUCUCCACUUUUCGACGGUAGUGACUACAGUAUGUCAGGCAAUGGAGCUUUUGAGGAGCACGGUUGCACCAAUGCUCUUCCUACAGGCUUGAACUGCAUUCCUCCCGGAUCAGGGGGUGGCUGUGUCAACACUGGACCUUUCAAAGACUAUGUUGUCAACUUGGGCCCUGUCUCUCCCACUCUGGACAUCCCCGGAAUUAUCAACUACUCCAAUCCUGAUCCUCUGGCCUACAACCCUCGAUGCCUUCGUCGCGACAUUUCGUCCUGGGUCUCUUCCAACUGGACCAAGGAUUCAGAUUCCUACGACCUGAUCUCUAACUACGACGACAUUGAGUCCUUCCAGGACCGCAUGCAAGGAGACUUCCCCAAUGGCUACUACGGUGUGCACACGGGCGGUCACUUCACCACCGGUGGCGAUCCCGGCGGUGAUUUGUUUGCCUCCCCCGCCGAACCGUCCUUCUUCCUGCACCACGCGCAAAUCGACCGAACCUGGUGGAUCUGGCAAAACCAAGACCUAGAAAACCGCAAGAAUGCCUUUGGUGGCGGCACCUCCACGCUCGAUCCCGUCAACAGCCCUCGUGGUCAACUCACAGACCCCAUCAUUAUGGGAAGCCUAUCCACGACCGUGCAGAAUCAGGACGUUAUGAGCACGACUGAGGGACCGCUGUGCUACAUUUACGUAUAA
Messenger RNA from Rhinocladiella mackenziei CBS 650.93, 1230 nucleotides. RefSeq lists its product as uncharacterized. Lineage: Eukaryota; Fungi; Ascomycota; Eurotiomycetes; Chaetothyriales; Herpotrichiellaceae. The transcript has a single exon. The record is from RefSeq and is a predicted model, not a curated record. The coding region runs from base 1 to 1230 and encodes 409 amino acids. Gene Ontology annotation, molecular function: oxidoreductase activity.